Molecule: messenger RNA, 1136 nt
Organism: Nipponia nippon (crested ibis)
Lineage: Eukaryota; Metazoa; Chordata; Aves; Pelecaniformes; Threskiornithidae
Source: RefSeq, a predicted model, not a curated record
AUGCUACAAUUGAAUCAAGGAGCUUUCAGCUCCUCAGAGGUGCGUCAGCUGAGGUUUUCUAACCCUGCCUUCAUCUCUAGGGAGAAAGAUCUCGAUGAGGUCCUGCAGACACACACAGUAUUUGUCAACGUUUCCAAAGGCCAGGUGGCAAAGAAGGAAGAUCUCGUUAAAGCAUUUGGGACGGAUGACCAAACAGAAAUCUGUAAGAUGAUUUUAUCAAAAGGGGAGCUGCAGGUAUCAGACAAGGAACGACACACACAGCUGGAGCAGAUGUUUAGAGACAUCGCAACUAUUGUGGCUGACAAAUGUGUGAAUCCCGAAACAAAGAGGCCAUACACAGUAAUUCUUAUAGAAAGAGCCAUGAAGGAUAUUCACUACUCUGUCAAACCACACAAGAGCACGAAGCAGCAGGCACUGGAAGUGAUCAGACAGUUAAAGGAGACCAUGCAAAUUGAACGUGCUCACAUGAGGCUGCGAUUUAUUCUUCCACCAAAGGAGGGGAAGAAACUGAAAGAGAAGCUCAAGCCACUGAUUAAAGUUAUUGAGAACGAAGACUUCCAUGAACAGUUGGAAAUUGUGUGCCUUAUUGACCCAGGCUGCUUCAGAGAGAUUGAUGAGCUGAUCCGGAGUGAGACAAAAGGAAAAGGAACACUGGAAGUGCUCAGUCUGAAAGACGUGGAGGAAGGAGAUGAAAAGCUUGAAUAACAAAAACCGUCCUGGAGCUGUUCUACUUUAACAACAUCCUACGAAAUGACUGGCGUUAGCCACUCUCUUCUGUUAGGGCUUCAUGUUUUUUCCAGUCUCUUGCUGCCAAAUACUUUCUGACACUAAUCCUUUGGGAUUUUUCCAUGCAGUGUGGGUUUUUUUUUUAUCAUUUUACACUUGCUUGGUUUACAAAUGGGUUUGCCUGUAGGAACAUUUUGUGUCAGAGUUGCACUAGUGAGGAUUGAGUUAAGACCCGAUACGGAAGUUACUCGAGCUUUGGUUUACUUUAAGAGUUGCUGUUGAAGAGUGUUUGACUGAUACGGUGCCAAUCAUUUUUACUUUAAGGUGUCAGUGUUGAGUGGAAGAUUGCGUAGGUCACUGAGGGGUGGGUUUUGUAUUUGAGGAGAGAAACGAGAGCUGCAUUUUCACUU